AUGUAAUGUUGAUCGUUACGACGAAUUGUGUUACUGAUUAUGUUUAUUUAUAGAUUCUGAGGCUAUGACAUUUCAAGGAUUGGCUGGCACAAGUUUCACAUAUUUCAAGAGCUAUGAGACUAUUGUUGUAUCUAAGCGAAUGCUUCAUACUGGGGCCUUAAAGGGGGACAUCAACCUGAUACAAAAGGCACUCAAAGGAGGAAUUAAUGUGGAUGUUUGUGAUGAGCAAGGUACUACAGCUCUAAUUUUGGCUAGCAAGUAUAAUAAUUAUGAUUGUGCAGAGUUGCUGCUAAAGAAAGGAGCUAAUCCUCUGGCUCAAAGAGUGUCAGGAACUACUAGUCUCUGUUGUGCUGCUCAAGGAGGCUUUCAUUCUCUUGUAAAACUAUUACUUAAGUAUGGUGCUGAUGUUGAAGCAUGUGGAUCGGACGGAAUCACCCCUUUCCUCAUUGCAUGUCAAUGCAAUCAUUUAGAUGUGGUGGAAGAAUUAAUUUUUCAAGGAGCUGACCAGGAAAGAAAGAUGAUUGAUGAUUCUAGUGCAGUAUAUGUUGCUGCUCAGAAUGGACAUGUGAAAAUUAUUUCAUAUUUAGUAAAGCUUGGUGCUGAUGUAAAUAUGAAAAGAGUGGAUGGCUCAACUGCACUUUUGGUUGCAUGCCAAAUGGGCCAUACUAGUUCAGUACAAGAAUUAAUAGAUCUUGGAGCAGAUGUUAAUGCUGCUAGAAUUGAUGGCUCUACUCCCCUAUUCAAAGCUGCACUUAAAGGUUUUGAAAGCAUUGUACAGAUACUUAUAUCUCAUGGAGCUUACCAAGGCAUUCUAAAAAAUGGUGAAUCACCUCUUCAUGCUGCUGCACAGUAUGGUUACACUAAUGUUGUUAAAAUUUUAAUUGAAGCUGGUUCUGAUCCAGUUCUUAAAAAUAAGGUAUUUCUAUUGGUUCUGUUUUGCUACCAGUGCCGGUCUGGACCAGCAGCUGAGAAUCGCUGUUAUAAAUUAAAGGGGUAUAUUGAAAUUAACUAA
Uloborus diversus is the source of this 1012-nucleotide messenger RNA. Its product is annotated as ankyrin repeat domain-containing protein 29-like. The record is from RefSeq and is a predicted model, not a curated record. The transcript is spliced from 10 exons. Gene Ontology annotation, molecular function: protein binding. Lineage: Eukaryota; Metazoa; Arthropoda; Arachnida; Araneae; Uloboridae. Bases 65 to 1012 code for a protein of 315 amino acids.